AUGAUGAGCGUGCAGCGUAAUGGUGCCUUUCAAGAAUAUUUGGUCGUCGACUCAACAGAGGCGUCAAGAAUCCCCGACGAAAUGGCAUUUGAAACAGCAGCACCGUUGGCUUGCGCUGGAAUCACUAUAUGGAGAGGCAUCUUGCAGGCGGAGCUAAGACCGGGUCAAUGGCUAGGAAUCGUAGGUUCAGGAGGCGGCUUGGGACAUCUUGGCAUUCAGUUUGCAAAAGCGAGAGGGCUGAAGGUUAUUGGUGUUGACGCCAGGGACGAAGGUAUCGCUCUAUCGAGAGAGGCAGGUGCAGAUGUUGUGCUGGACGCGCGCUUUGGUAAGGAAGAUGUUGCGAGACGGGUUUUCGAAGCCACUGGUGGAAAGGGUGCGGAUGCAACCCUGAAUGUGAGCGAUGCAAAGCUAGCAGCGGCAACUGCUUGCGCAAUCACAAAAAAUCACGGAACCAUGGUGCAGAUGGCGUUGCCUCCUGAGGUCUCAAUACCAUUUUCAGAAUACAUCUUCAGAGACAUACGUGUAAAGGGAUCGUUUCUCUGCUCACAAAAGGAAGCUGAGGAUAUGCUCCGAUGCGUGGUCGAGCAUAACAUCAAGAUUGAGAAGAGUAUCUUUCAUGGAUUGGAUCAAGUCCCGACGGCGGUGGAGAUGUUGAAGACUGGUGGAUACAGAGGGAAGGGUGUCAUAAUUGUGGAUGGAAGUCUCUGA
Molecule: messenger RNA, 708 nt
Organism: Exophiala bonariae
Lineage: Eukaryota; Fungi; Ascomycota; Eurotiomycetes; Chaetothyriales; Herpotrichiellaceae
Exons: 2
Coding region: 1-708 (235 amino acids)
Cellular component (GO): cytoplasm
Molecular function (GO): alcohol dehydrogenase (NAD+) activity
Source: RefSeq, a predicted model, not a curated record